This is a messenger RNA of Caenorhabditis remanei, 426 nucleotides long. RefSeq lists its product as uncharacterized. Gene Ontology annotation, biological process: endoplasmic reticulum to Golgi vesicle-mediated transport; retrograde transport, endosome to Golgi. Bases 1 to 426 code for a protein of 141 amino acids. Gene Ontology annotation, cellular component: membrane; endoplasmic reticulum. The transcript is spliced from 6 exons. The record is from RefSeq and is a predicted model, not a curated record. Lineage: Eukaryota; Metazoa; Nematoda; Chromadorea; Rhabditida; Rhabditidae.
AUGAUGAACCUUGAAGUGAGCACAACAAAACAAAUCGGUAUCGGACUAACAGUUUUUGGAGUGUUCUUCAUAUUCCUAGGUGUGCUGAUGUUCCUUGACUCGGCUCUACUUGCUAUUGGAAAUCUUCUGUUCAUUGUGGGUAUCACAUUCAUCAUCGGAGUACAACGAACGCUGGUUUUCUUCUUUGAGUUCCGAAAGCUAAAAGGCAGCAUUCUUUUCUUCGGAGGAAUCUUCGUUGUGCUUCUCGGUUAUCCAUUGUUCGGAAUGAUUGCAGAGUGUUGGGGAUUUGUGUUGCUUUUCGGAGGAUUCUUACCCGGAAUCGUUGGUCUGAUGCGAACAAUUCCUGGAAUCUCUACGAUCACUUAUCUUCCUGGUAUCCGACAGAUUCUCGAUCGGCUUGCACCAGAGUCUAGGUACCCCGUCUAA